AUGCUAAUACCUCUCAUCCAACCCCGAAAGUUAAUUCUCAUCGGUGGCUCUAGAGAGGAAACGUUAGCGCUCGCGAAUGAUUGUCGCAAACUUCUUGCUGCACAUAUCGGCACAGGACAAGAAUCCGCUAUUGAUGUUUACUCGCCGAUUCUCGGCGAGACGGUUGACGCCAGCGUGGAUACCCACGCAUGGGCUGUUAGACUAACAGACUCUCUCGUCAGUGGCUUGAAAUGGCAGAAUGUUAAAGGCUUAAGUAUCGCCUCGGUGACUGCACGCCUUGACGGAUCAUUGUCAGAAUGUAUCGACGUAAAGGCCGAGGGAAGUAAUAAAAAGCAAAAGCUCUUAUCGACUGAUGAUGGAGAGAAUUUGGAUAACUUUAACUUGGCUGCUAUUAGACCAGCGGAGAUUCCAAAGCUAGACGUACUGCCAUCAAACAUGGCUUCAGCCGCUCGAUCUGUAGCACAGCCAUUACAGGUAGGGGACUUGCGCCUAGCAGAUCUCCGUAAAAUCAUGCAGACUUCAGGUCAUACGGCGGAGUUUAAGGGCGAGGGGAUGCUACUCAUUGAUGGUACUGUGAUUGUUCGGAAGACUGGGACUGGGAGAAUCGAGGUUGAGAGUGUUGGCCUCCCAAUGGGCCCUAGCUCUGCCGUAACAAGUAUGCAUCCAGGCGGAACUUUUUUUGCAGUAAAGAAUAGGAUUUAUGAGGGCCUAGCCGUGGUCAAAUAA
Messenger RNA from Blumeria graminis f. sp. triticale, 726 nucleotides. Lineage: Eukaryota; Fungi; Ascomycota; Leotiomycetes; Helotiales; Erysiphaceae. The record is from the annotation of a GenBank genome assembly.